Molecule: messenger RNA, 1458 nt
Organism: Malassezia vespertilionis
Lineage: Eukaryota; Fungi; Basidiomycota; Malasseziomycetes; Malasseziales; Malasseziaceae
Gene: VMA2
Product: Vacuolar ATP synthase subunit B
Exons: 1
Coding region: 1-1458 (485 amino acids)
Biological process (GO): proton transmembrane transport; ATP metabolic process
Cellular component (GO): proton-transporting V-type ATPase, V1 domain
Molecular function (GO): proton-transporting ATPase activity, rotational mechanism; ATP binding
Source: RefSeq, a predicted model, not a curated record
AUGGGUGCGUGGCGCCUCCUCGCUGACCUCAGCCCGCUCGUAGUGCUGGAGAAUGUCAAGUUCCCCUCGUACAACGAGAUUGUCUCGCUGACCCUGCCCGACAACUCCAAACGUACGGGCCAGGUGCUAGAGGUGUCUGGAUCCAAGGCGAUUGUUCAAGUUUUUGAAGGCACGUCUGGCAUCGACGUAAGGGACACGCAUAUUGAGCUUGCGCGUCACUCGAUGCGGCUCCCUGUGUCAGAGGAUAUGCUUGGCCGGAUCUUUAACGGCUCGGGUAGACCAAUUGACAAAGGGCCCGAAGUGUUUGCCGAGGACUUUUUGGACAUUAACGGUGCGCCGAUCAAUCCUGCCUCGCGUGAUUAUCCAGAGCAGAUGAUCCAGACGGGUAUCUCGACGAUUGAUGUGAUGAACUCGAUCGCGCGUGGCCAAAAGAUCCCCAUAUUUAGUGCGUCGGGUCUCCCACAUAACGAGAUUGCCGCGCAGAUCUGUCGCCAGGCGGGUCUUGUGCAGCAGGCCAAAAGCAAAGGCGUGCUGGACGACCACGCUGAUAAUUUUAGUAUUGUCUUCGGCGCUAUGGGUGUAAAUAUGGAAACGGCGCGGUUCUUUAAGCAGGACUUUGAGGAGAACGGAUCUUUGGACCGUGUCACCCUUUUCCUGAACCUCGCCAAUGACCCGACCAUUGAGCGUAUUAUCACGCCGCGUCUCGCUCUUACUACUGCAGAGUUCUUUGCCUACCAGCUCGAGAAGCACGUACUGGUCGUGCUCACGGACAUGACCUCCUACGCAGACGCGCUCCGUGAAGUCAGCGCGGCGCGUGAAGAGGUGCCGGGUCGUCGCGGCUACCCCGGUUACAUGUACACGGACUUGGCCACGAUCUAUGAACGCGCCGGCCGUGUCAAGGGUCGUGCUGGCUCUAUCACACAGAUCCCGAUUCUGACCAUGCCGAACGAUGAUAUCACGCAUCCCAUUCCCGACUUGACUGGCUACAUCACCGAGGGACAGCUGUAUGUCGACCGGCACCUGAACAACCGUCAGAUCUACCCUCCGAUCAAUGUGCUGCCGUCUUUGUCUCGUCUCAUGAAGAGCGCGAUUGGGCCGAAGCGAACGCGUGCAGACCAUUCGGAUGUGUCGAAUCAGAUGUAUGCCGGCUAUGCAAUGGGGCGCGACGCCGCUGCAAUGAAGGCCGUCGUCGGUGAGGAUGCACUCAGCCGCGAGGACAAACUCACACUCGAGUUCAUGGAGCGCUUUGACCGCGAGUUUGUUACGCAGGGUCCGUACGAGUCGCGUACCAUCUCCGAGUCGCUCGAUUUGGGUUGGACGCUGCUGCGUACCUUCCCCAAGGAGAUGCUUACACGUAUUAACCCCAAGAUCCUCAAGGAAUACUAUUCGCGCAACGCUUCUUCGACCCAGCAGCCCGACACUGACAAGCCGAGCGUGACGGAUCGAGAGGGGGCAUAG